This is a messenger RNA of Clunio marinus, 3247 nucleotides long. Lineage: Eukaryota; Metazoa; Arthropoda; Insecta; Diptera; Chironomidae. The record is from the annotation of a GenBank genome assembly.
UUUUAAAGAGAUAUAAAUUAAAACUUUCCUUCAAAUUAAAUUAAACGUAUUUAAAAGAACUGCAAACAUUUGAACCUUUCCAUCAAAUUAAUAACAUAACUGAUUAAAAAGUGCAAUGGCUGAACCUAAAGGAAAUGAAGAUUUAGCAACUGCAAUUUUGAAAAGGAAAGAUCGUCCAAAUCGUCUUCUUGUCGAUGAUGCAACAAACGAUGAUAACUCAAUCGUUUGUCUGUCACAAGCUAAAAUGGAUGAAUUGCAGUUAUUCCGUGGAGAUACGGUGCUUUUGAAAGGAAAACGUCGUAAGGAAACUGUUUGCAUUGUUUUAUCUGAUGAAACAUGCCCGAACGAAAAAAUUCGGAUGAAUCGCGUAGUUCGAAAUAAUCUACGAGUUCGUUUGUCUGAUGUUGUUUCAAUUCAAUCAUGUCCGGAUGUUAAAUAUGGUAAAAGGAUUCACAUCUUACCUAUUGACGAUACGGUUGAAGGAUUGACUGGGAGUCUUUUUGACGUUUACUUGAAACCGUAUUUCCUGGAGGCUUACCGCCCAAUUCAUAAAGACGACACUUUUAUCGUUCGAGGAGGUAUGAGAGCCGUAGAAUUCAAAGUGGUCGGGACUGAACCUGAACCUUAUUGUAUCGUGGCACCUGAUACUGUUAUUCAUUGCGAAGGUGAUCCUAUAAAGCGAGAAGAAGAAGAAGAAGCUCUUAAUGCUGUAGGCUAUGACGACAUUGGCGGAUGUCGUAAACAGUUGGCUCAAAUUAAAGAAAUGGUUGAAUUACCGCUUCGUCAUCCUUCUUUGUUUAAAGCAAUUGGUGUAAAGCCUCCUCGUGGUAUAUUGUUAUAUGGACCACCUGGAACUGGAAAAACUUUAAUUGCUCGUGCUGUUGCUAACGAAACGGGAGCUUUCUUCUUUCUUAUUAAUGGUCCUGAAAUUAUGUCGAAGUUAGCUGGCGAAUCUGAAUCGAACUUGCGAAAAGCUUUUGAAGAAGCUGAUAAGAAUUCUCCAGCAAUUAUUUUCAUUGAUGAAUUGGAUGCAAUCGCGCCGAAACGUGAAAAGACUCAUGGUGAAGUUGAGCGUCGCAUCGUGUCUCAACUUUUAACUUUGAUGGAUGGCAUGAAAAAGAGUUCACAUGUUAUUGUUAUGGCCGCUACUAAUCGUCCUAAUAGCAUUGAUCCCGCUCUUCGACGCUUUGGACGUUUUGAUCGGGAAAUUGACAUUGGCAUUCCGGACGCAACAGGAAGGUUGGAAGUUUUGCGUAUUCAUUCGAAAAAUAUGAAGCUUGCUGAUGAUGUCGAUCUCGAACAGAUUGCAGCUGAAUCACAUGGUCAUGUCGGUGCUGAUUUGGCUUCAUUAUGCUCAGAAGCUGCUUUACAACAAAUUCGUGAAAAAAUGGAUUUGAUUGAUUUAGAAGAUGAUCAAAUCGAUGCUGAUGUUUUGAAUUCGCUUGCUGUUUCAAUGGAGAAUUUCCGCUAUGCGAUGACGAAAUCAAGUCCAUCAGCAUUACGAGAAACUGUUGUCGAAGUUCCAACUACAACUUGGUCCGAUAUUGGAGGAUUGCAGAAUGUUAAGCGGGAAUUGCAAGAAUUGGUUCAGUAUCCAGUCGAACAUCCCGAUAAGUUCUUGAAAUUUGGCAUGCAGCCAUCUCGUGGUGUUUUGUUUUACGGCCCACCUGGUUGUGGUAAAACAUUGUUAGCUAAAGCAAUCGCCAAUGAAUGUCAGGCCAACUUCAUAUCCGUUAAGGGUCCCGAGCUAUUAACAAUGUGGUUUGGUGAAUCUGAGGCAAAUGUUCGUGAUAUAUUUGACAAAGCUCGUUCAGCAUCGCCUUGUGUUCUAUUUUUCGAUGAACUGGACAGUAUCGCAAAAUCUCGUGGUGGAAACGUAGGAGAUGCUGGUGGUGCAGCAGAUCGUGUCAUCAAUCAGAUUCUCACUGAAAUGGAUGGAAUGGGAGCAAAAAAAAAUGUUUUCAUUAUUGGCGCUACUAAUCGUCCUGACAUUAUAGAUCCAGCAAUUUUACGUCCAGGACGCUUGGAUCAAUUGAUUUAUAUUCCUUUACCAGAUGAAAAGUCACGUGAAGCUAUUUUGAAAGCUAAUUUACGUAAGAGUCCGAUUGCAGCUGAUCUCGACUUACUUUAUAUUGCUAAGGUCACAAAAGGUUUUUCUGGAGCUGAUUUAACUGAAAUUUGUCAACGUGCAUGUAAACUUGCAAUUCGUCAAUCAAUUGAAAUUGAAAUUCGCCGCGAGAAACAAAGAGCCGAAAAUCAGAACACAGCAAUGGAAAUGGAUGAAGAUGAUCCUGUUCCAGAAAUCACACGCUCUCAUUUUGAAGAAGCAAUGAAGUAUGCUCGACGUUCUGUUCCCGAUAAUGACAUUCGCAAAUAUGAAAUGUUCGCUCAAACAUUGCAGCAGUCUCGAGGUUUUGGCAACAAUUUCAGAUUCCCAGGCUCGACUGGUGGACAACAGAAUCCAAGCUCAGGAAAUCAGCCGGAAAACACAGAUAACAACAAUGAUGAUGAUCUUUACAGUUAAAUUAUAAGCUUGAAUAUCGGUAGAGGAGAAGUCUAGUUCGAAAAUUUCCAUUUUUACCCGCAUUCAACUUCUACAAAGCACUCUCCUCCCGUAUCCAUUUUAUUAUUAUUUUUUAAUUUAAAUAUCCCUCAUUUGUUUUCAAACUACAUUUUCUUUUGCUAUUUUAGGGAAUUUUUCUUUUGUUUUCUGAGAAACUUAAAAUAGAGAGGUAAACGACAAAUUUGCAUAUGUGCAUUCUCGGAUGAAAAAAUAUAAAAGGAAAUAAAAUUAAUUGGAGAUAAACUCAAGCUUUUUUGUGUUAUAUUUGGAAAUUUACAAGACUCAAAAUUUGUUUCACGAUAAAUAAGCAUUUCUUUGAAUUUUAAAAGGAUGUUUUAUUCCAAAAAAAAAGGGAAUCUUUUUCAGUGUAUUCAUACAAUUUUUUAUUCCAAUUUUGUAUUACUAACUAACAAUAUCAUGACAUCGAUUAUAUUUGGAAGACUCAAUAAAAGCAAAUUUUUUAAUUUAAAAAAUAAGAAUAAAGUGAGAAUCCUUAUGUGCGUGUAGCUUCUUCUCAAAUGUUUGCGUUCUCCCCAGCAGAAUGUCUUUCGUAGCUUUUUACAUUGUAUUUGAUAUCCCUUUCAAAACUUUUCGAAACUUAUCUAAAAAGAUGUUUGCAUGCUUCUCUUCGAAGAUUAAAGCUGGUCGAAAGCGAAUGGAAACCUAGCCACAUCCACCUGAUUG